Linum trigynum is the source of this 3562-nucleotide messenger RNA. Lineage: Eukaryota; Viridiplantae; Streptophyta; Magnoliopsida; Malpighiales; Linaceae. The record is from the annotation of a GenBank genome assembly.
UUAAAUUUAAAAAAUUAGCAAUUGAUACAUAUUGUAUAAGAGAUUAAAUACAAAUAAGAUCUUACAAAAAACUUCAUGAACAUCCAAAGUGUCAACUUUUAAUUGGGAUGUAGAAAUUUAUCCAAUAAUGAAGUAUAUGUACAAAGAAACUCUAACUAAGAUGUCCUCAUCUGAACAACAUGGAUUCAUAUAAGAUAAAAAAAUUUGUACAUGGGACGUGGUAUACCUUUGUGACAUGGUUUAUUAUUAGAGAAUUCAAACAUUUUAAGUGAAUGUACUAAGUAUUGAGAAUUUUCAAUAUAUAGACACACCACAUACUCACUUAUUAAUACAAAAUAUAAUAAAUUUAGAAGAUCUAAAAUAGUUUAAACAUAUAGAUAAAUUGAAUUAAUGUCAACAAUAAAAUGAAACUCUCCGGCCAACGGGCCGGGUAAAAAGCCAGUAAUUACUUAAUUAGAAUACCUAGCGCUAGCUUGGAAGUUGGACGGAAGAAAACCUGAAAGGAAGGGGAUUAGAUUUUCAGUACAAUUAUAAUUACUAAGGCUUGGUAUUAAAUAUACUCAAAUCACGUAGUAAACCCCUUAUACUAAAUUCCAAAAGGCCCUGCCGAGGACUGCGCAGAAUCAAGGAAAAUUGGAAUGAAGGGGGUUCCGAAAGAGAACAUCCUUAUAGUUAUUGUGAGAUGAGCCGAGUCACUGUCGUUCUAUUCAUGGUCAUUGAUUUUAUUCAUGGUCAUUGAUUUGUGCCUAAUUGUAUACUUUUUAUCCCCGUUUCUUUUUUACGUUUGUUGCAAUUAAGCUCCAAAAGGGGUAGUUUUAUGCUAGGUUUUUUGUGUUUCAGGUGACACCAACCCCAGAGUCGAAAGUUGAAAAAAAGGAGCAAAGACCGGGCAAAGAGUAGGAGACAGCCUGUGUUCACGACCUGCCAUUGGAGUUCACAGUAUCCAGGAUCGUGAACUGGAACCACAACCCUAACCACACACGGUCAUUCGAUCCUUCAAGUCAUAAUUGUUAGCUAGGGGGAGCAACACCCCGGUGAAGCCUUCUCAUUUAGUGUCAAAACCAUUUCAUCUUUGCAAACUUUAGUUUUAGAUCUUCGUUUUAACCAAAACUAUCCGCUAGAUAAUGUUUCAAACAGUCAAAGUAGCGGUACAUGGGUCGGCCCUGGUCGAUAUUUAAACAAGUUUCCCUAUAUUGCAUCCAUCUAAGGUUUAUACUUGGACCUUAGGUGGGAUUUUAUUGUGAUAGUCAAAGCGAGUCAAGUUUUUGGCGCCGUUGCCGGGGAACUUCGAUUCGUUAUCGUGAAAAGUUUGUUUGGUGUUAAUAUAGCUUUUACUUUCAGUGUCAUUAAGUGUGAAGUUUGCUUGUGCUAGAAGUGUUGUGUUCUUUAAGUGUGUGUAGGGAGGUGCAUGAUUCAAAGCAAUCAGGUGCCUUUAACACCACUGGACGAGGACAUCAACCAGACUCUAUGACUUCUAGAUCGAGAGAUGGAGCAAGCGGAGGCAAGAAGGAGAAUUGAAGAGAGGGGAUAACAAGUUGGUCCGGGAUUUGAAGGAAUUGAAGGAUAAGUUGAAGUUGAGAUGGCGGGUAAUCAACACCGAGGGGCUAAACCCUUCCCAAUCCCAAAUGUGGAAGCGGGAGCCGAGGAAGAGCCAAGGACUAUGGGCUAUUACAUGGCUCCACGGGCGGCGGAUAUCCAAUCUCCCAUCUUACAUCCAUCCGUGCCCGCCAAAAACUAUGAAAUCAAGCCCGCUCUUGUUACGAUAGUUCAAAACAACGCCUACUUUCAUGGGCUUGCCAAUGAAUCACCACGAGAGCAUGUCCAACGGUUUCUUGAGCUAGCGAGAAGCUUGAAGAUAAACGGUGUUCCUGAGGAGGCAUUGCGAUUGAGGCUCUUCCCCUAUUCUUUGGAGGGAAAGGCACUCCGAUGGCUCAACAACCGUCCAGCUCUAUCCAUCAUUUCUUGGGACGAUUUACUCAACAAGUUCAUGACCCGAUAUUGUCCUCCUUCCAUGACGCCCGAAUGGAGAAAAAAGAUCACUCACUUCGAGCUAGAGGAGGAUUAGACAUUGAGGGAUGCAUGAGAAAGAUUCUCCGACUACUUCCUUCAAUGCCCUCACCAUGGAUUCGAUGAGCAAUUUCGGAUAGAGACUUUCUAUGGAGGACUCAUUCAAGAUGAUAAGAUCCUAAUAGACUCUCUUUGCCAAGGGAAGUUGAUGAACAUGACCGCAGCUCAAGUGCCCGAGUUGAUCGAAGAUAUGGAUCUCAAAGGAUAUGAUUGGGGCUUGACAAGAAGUGGGAAGAGCAGCACUGAAAGAGGAGUGUGAAUUGUGGGAGAAAGUGCUCCACUUGAAGCGAAGCUUGACAAGUUGAUCGAGGUGAUCCUUGAGGACAAUAAGCAAGGGAAGAGAUCGAUGAUGUCUUGUGAUUGGUGUUCGAGCACUGAUCAUGAAAUUGCGGAUUGGCAAGCGAUGCAGGAGACAAGUACCCCCAAGAAGCAAGUGAGUUUCAUUACCAAUGCUAGAACGGGUUUCAAACACCCGUUGGAGAGUUCGCCAGUUUAAGUCAAACCAGCCUUGACCCAGUCAUGACGGUUGACCCGACAACACAAUUAGAGGUGUCAAUUGGGCAGGUUCUGGUUGAAUUCAAUCUCGUUAUGGGUUAGUAGGGUUUCGGGUUCAUCAGCUUGCGAGUUCGUCGGGUUCGGGUUAGUCGGGUUGCAGGUUAGUCGGGUUGUGGCUUAGUCGGGCUACGGGUCAAUCAGGUUCCGAGUUAGUCGAGUUACGGGUCAAUUGGGUUGUGGGGCGGGCGGGUUGCGGGUUUUUGGGUCAGCGCAUUAAGUUACUUACUUCCUACUCGUAACUGCAAUUUUUCCAUUUUAUUAACCUAUUUUUUUAACAAAAAUUCAUAAGUUUUAGACUAUUUCUUUCCACAUCGUAUAUGUAAUAUGUUAUAUGUAGUUAUUGAAGUUAAAAAAAAUUGAAUCAUGUUGUAUGACUUGCAAACUUGUCAUGUAAUUAAUCGUAAAUCUGUAUAGCACACUAGUUUAUAGUUAUUGAUAUAAACAUUUUUAUUUUUUCAUCCAAUAGUACUAAUCCAACCACAAAUUAUAUAGUGUACAUAAAAAUAUAUAAAUAAAAUUAUGGGGUGGAGGAAAUCUAAAUUUGAGGGAGGAGGAAAUGAGAAAACUUUUGGAAGGAAAUCUAAAUUGGGGAGGGGAAAGUGGGGAGAAAUCUAACUUGUGUGGGAAAGUGGUGUCGUGGACUUUAAUUAUACAUUUGGGGUUUUCAAAACUUAUAUUUUUAUUUAUCUUAAUGUUAGUGAACUUGUUGGGGAGAAAUCAAAAUUGCUACUAUAGUUAAUUUAAAGUGAAAAUCACAUUUUGAUUUUUAGAACAUAGAUUAAAAAGUGGUAUUUGGUAUACACUAACCAUAUACCCUAUACCCUAAACCAUAUACACUAAUACCCUAACCAUAUAUCAUUAUAAGUUAAGAUUUUGCUGCUAUAGUUAAUUUAAAGUGAAAUUCAGACUUUGAUUUUCAAAAUAUAGAUUAAAAAGCGAU